AUGCCCAUCUACGAGGGUUACACCCUUCUCUCCGGCCACGCCAUCUUGUGUCUGGACCUGGCUGGCCGGGACCUUACAGACUACCUCAUGAAGAUCCUGACAGAGCGAGGCUACAGCUUCACCACGACAGCUGGGCGGGAGAUUGUGCCUGAUAUCAAGGAGAAGCUAUGCUAUGUUGCCCUGGACUUCGAGCAGGAAAUGGCCAGUGCUGCAUCCUCCUCCUCCUUGGAGAAGACCUAUGAGCUACGGGACGGACGGGUGAUCACCAUCAGCAGCGAGCGAUUCCGGUGUCCAGAGGCACCCUUCCACCCCAGCGGCAUCCCUGAGACCCCCUUCAACGCCAUCAUGAAGUGGGACAUGGACAUCUGCAAGGACCUGUAUGCCAACACAGUGCUGUCUGGCGGCACCACCGUGUACCCAGGGAUUGCUGACAGUAUGCAGAAGGAGAUCACUGCCCUAACAACCAGCACAAUGAAGAUCAAGAUCAUUGCUCCCCGUGAGCACAAGUACUCAGUUUGGAUUGGCAGCUCUAUCCUGGCCUCACUGUCCACCUUCCAGCAGAUGUGGAUCAGGAAGUAGGAAUAUGACAAGUCGGCCCCCUAGAUCGUCCACUGCAAAUGCUUCUAGAUGGACUGAGCAGGUGCCAGGCAUCUGCUGCAUGAGCUGAUUCUGAAGUAUCAAUUUGCCCUGGCAAAUGUACACCUCAUGCUGGCCUCAUGAAACUGGAAUAAGCCUUUGAAAUGAAUUCUGGCCUUGAAGCUUGUAUCUGAUAUCAACACUGGAUCUUAAGCCUUGUUGCUGAUUUUUGGCUUGAAUUCAAGUACAUAGCUUCCUUUAAGUCCUUAGGCCAUGUUCUAUUCAGUCAGCUGGUGGAUGAGGCCAGCACCCAGUGGAAGAGAAAUCCCCAGCCUGGUGGAUCUGUCAGCACAGUGCAGUGAUCUGUGCAGGGCACAUUGUAAAGGACAGAGCUGAUUGUUCCAGGUUUUCUCGAGACUGGCAAGGGUUCCUAAACCAGUUAGCACUUACCAGCCUAACCCGGUGGGAAAGUUCGAGCCUUAGGACCCAGUUUCCACUCUCAUGUUUCCCUCCUUACCCAGGGGUUGUUAGUUGCCUGGAGUUGGGAACAUUUGCAUUUACACCUGUAAAUUUAUUCAUCCUUAUAUGUAAGGUUUUAUUUUUUACUCACUUCUUUAAGAAAUGACAAAUUUUGGUUUUCUACUCUUCAGUGAGAACAUUAGGCCCCAGCAACACAGCCUUGUGUGUAAAGAAAAAUAAAGUGCUGCAGUACACUGAAAAAAAAAAGUCCUUUC
Molecule: messenger RNA, 1310 nt
Organism: Nannospalax galili (Upper Galilee mountains blind mole rat)
Lineage: Eukaryota; Metazoa; Chordata; Mammalia; Rodentia; Spalacidae
Product: actin, cytoplasmic 1-like
Exons: 1
Coding region: 1-579 (192 amino acids)
Biological process (GO): cell motility; axonogenesis
Cellular component (GO): membrane; axon; NuA4 histone acetyltransferase complex
Molecular function (GO): protein kinase binding; nucleosomal DNA binding
Source: RefSeq, a predicted model, not a curated record